AUGAAAGUGGCACUCAUUGGCGCCUCGGGCGAGACGGGCGGAUCGAUCGCCAACGCUCUAUUGGAGUCGGGAACCUUUGAGAUCAUUUCUCUCGUCCGAGAGUCAUCUCUCACCAAGCCCAUCAACGUGGAGCUGCAGAAGAAGGGUGUUACGCUGGUGCCAGUCGAUCUCAAUGGGCCGGAAGAGGCAUUGGUCCCGGUCUUGGCCGGUGUGGAUGUCGUGAUCUCGGCUAUUGAUGCCGGACUUCUGCUGAAGCAGAUUCCUCUCGCGAACGCAGCCAAGGCUGCCGGCGUCAGGCGGUUCAUCCCCUGCUCAUGGGCCACAGUUGCGCCGCCUGCGGGCGUCAUGGAGCUACGCGACGCGAAAGAAGAAGUCAUCAACCAUAUCAAGAAGAUCAAGCUGCCUUACACUAUCAUCGAUGUCGGCUGGUGGUACCAGAUCUCCGUGCCACGCGUACCGUCUGGACGACUCGACUAUGCCGUGAUGAUGCCGUCGGACACGAUCAUUGGCGACGGUAACACCCUUUCGGCACGGACGGACGUCAGAGAUAUCGGGCGCUUCGUUGCCCGGAUCAUCGCGGAUCCACGUACGCUGAACAAGUAUGUGUUUGCAUACAAUGAACUGUGGUCUCAGAACCAGAUCUACGAUCUGCUCGAGAAGCUCAGUGGAGAGAAGCUUGAGCGGCAAUAUGAAUCCGAAGCUCAGCUACUCGACCAGAUUGCUUCAGCCAAGAAAGAAACCGGCCCCUGGGCGAAGAUCAAAGUCUGGUCGCUCGAAUACCGCCACUCUUGGGGGAUUCGUGGGGAUAAUGUUCCAGAGUAUGCCACGUAUCUCGGGUAUGUCGAUGCCAAGGAGUUGUAUCCAGAUCUGAAGGGCAUAUCCUUUGAGGACUUUGUGAAGGAGCUGCUUGAUGGCAAAGGCAACCUUCCAUACAAGAACAAGACUCCGCCAUAG
Messenger RNA from Thyridium curvatum, 954 nucleotides. RefSeq lists its product as uncharacterized. The coding region runs from base 1 to 954 and encodes 317 amino acids. The transcript has 4 exons. Gene Ontology annotation, molecular function: oxidoreductase activity. The record is from RefSeq and is a predicted model, not a curated record. NCBI's taxonomy places the organism in Eukaryota, Fungi, Ascomycota, Sordariomycetes, Thyridiales, Thyridiaceae.